CCGCCAGCCCCCUUCAAACGCAAAUAAACCCUCAAUCUCUCUCUUGAAAACCACAACUCCCCACACCUCUCUCUCUUUUCUCUCUACACUCACACAUUUUCCUCACUAUACUCUCUCUUUAACGCCACCUCCUCUACCAAAUAAAGAAAACGUAUUACCCCCCCCCCCAAAUCAAAGCCAUGGAGGCGCCUGAAUUCGUUCCAGGAACCACCUGUUGUUCCCAAUUCACGCCUGACAAACCUGACCAUUUCAUUGUCGAGGACUUGCUCGAUUUUUCCAACGACGAUACCAUUUUAACCGACCAAACCUUCGACUCCUUCUCCGCUGCUGCCCACUCCACCGAUUCUUCCUCCGUUACUCCCUUCGACACCUGCAAUUCCUCCUCCUUCUCUGCUUCCCAACCCAAUUUAGUCGCCGGUAUUGCUUCCCGUGCUUUUAACGAUGGUCACUCCUCCGCUGACCUUUAUGUGCCGUGUGAUGAUUUAGCUGAGCUAGAAUGGCUGUCAAAUUUCGUGGACGAAUCAUUUUCAAGUGAUGAUCUGCAAAAGCACCAGCUGAUAUCCGGAAUAAAAAUCCGACCCGAUGAAUCAUCAGAGACCGGAGGGUUUCAAUCCGUUCUGCCCAACCAAAUUAACGACGCCAUUGAUAAUGGUGACAACAACCACAGUAACAAUACCAACAACCCAAUUUUCCAUCCAGACAUGUCGGUGCCCGCCAAGGCCAGGAGCAAACGGUCUCGUGCUGCGCCAUGCAACUGGGCCUCCCGCCUCCUUGUUCUCAGCCCGACAACUUCAUCUUCCGAGCCUGACAUCGUCGUCCCGGUGCAACCACCUCCACCGAACCACCCUGGUAAAAAGCCCGUCAAAACGAUAUCGUCGAAGAAAAAAGAGGGUGGCGUAGCAAAUUCGGAUGGGCGGAAGUGCCUUCAUUGUGCUACGGAUAAGACGCCGCAGUGGAGGACUGGUCCCAUGGGUCCCAAAACAUUAUGUAAUGCAUGUGGCGUGAGGUAUAAAUCGGGUCGGCUUGUGCCCGAAUACCGACCCGCUGCUAGCCCCACAUUCGUGCUCACAAAGCAUUCAAAUUCCCACCGCAAGGUGCUGGAGCUUAGGCGACAGAAGGAAAUGUUAAGGGCUCAACAGCACCAUCAGCAACCAUUCAUGCACCACCAUCAUCAGAACAUGGUUUUCGAUGUAUCCAACGGUGAUGAUUACUUGAUCCACCAACACGUGGGCCCUGAUUUCAGGCAGCUGAUUCUAGAGUAGAGUACCUUAACUAAGGUCGAGAGUUCUUUAAUUUUUUCCCCCCAGAAUUAAUUUAGUUAUUGAAUUCAUUAGUGAAUUCCAGUUUUUUGUUUUUGAUAAUUUUCGUAGACUAAUUUUCCCUUGAGUUUGGGCUUUUUUCCUGCCAAAUUUGGCAAACUCAUAAACCCCACUUUUCUUACCUGAGGCAAAUUUAGUAAUUUUAAUUUUAA
This is a messenger RNA of Gossypium raimondii (Peruvian cotton), 1471 nucleotides long. Its product is annotated as GATA transcription factor 12. The transcript is spliced from 2 exons. NCBI's taxonomy places the organism in Eukaryota, Viridiplantae, Streptophyta, Magnoliopsida, Malvales, Malvaceae. Gene Ontology annotation, biological process: positive regulation of DNA-templated transcription. The record is from RefSeq and is a predicted model, not a curated record. Gene Ontology annotation, cellular component: nucleus. Gene Ontology annotation, molecular function: sequence-specific DNA binding; zinc ion binding. The coding region runs from base 180 to 1262 and encodes 360 amino acids.